Molecule: messenger RNA, 714 nt
Organism: Liolophura sinensis
Lineage: Eukaryota; Metazoa; Mollusca; Polyplacophora; Chitonida; Chitonidae
Product: cytochrome P450 2U1-like
Exons: 4
Coding region: 1-714 (237 amino acids)
Biological process (GO): hormone biosynthetic process; progesterone metabolic process
Molecular function (GO): iron ion binding; steroid 17-alpha-monooxygenase activity; heme binding
Source: RefSeq, a predicted model, not a curated record
AUGAUUGAUUUCCUCCUCCGCCACCAGGAGGAGUUGAGGGUCGAGACCGGAAGUAGCUGGCUGGAUGAUGAUUCCAUUAAAGCAAUUAUUCAGGAGAUGGUUGGCGCAGGCUCAAUUACCACUAGAGGCGCCCUCUAUUCCUUCUUCCUCAUCAUCGUGCACAAACCGGAAGUAGCCAGACGAAUACAGGAUGAAAUCGAGGCUGUUGUUGGCUCGUGUCGCUUUCCAUGCCUAGAAGACCGACCUAACAUGCCGUACACAGUGGCCGUCGUCUUUGAACUCCUGCGGUAUAUUUCUCACGUGCCUAUUGGUGUUCCGCGCGUGACGACUACCGACGUCACGUUCCGAGGAUACAUCAUACCAGAAAAAACCAAAGUUAUGGCCAAUAUAUGGCUUAUUCAUCACGACGACAAGAUAUGGGACGACCCCUGGGAGUUCAAACCCCAGAGAUUCCUGAACGAAGAGGGUAACCUGCUUUCGGCUGAUCAUCCUAACAGGAAAAACUUAUUACCAUUCGGCAUAGGGCGAAGAUCGUGUGUGGGAGAAGCCUUCGCUAAGUCCCGUAUGUUCCUCUUCAUCACAACCUUACUCCAGAGAUUCCACUUCACGCGAGAUCCCACGAAACCUCUACCGUCAUGUGACCCUAGGACAUACACAGGCGGUCUGGUUUUCUCACCAUAUCCUUACUAUGUCACAGUUACCAAACGAGAAUAA